Neohortaea acidophila is the source of this 927-nucleotide messenger RNA. RefSeq lists its product as uncharacterized. The record is from RefSeq and is a predicted model, not a curated record. NCBI's taxonomy places the organism in Eukaryota, Fungi, Ascomycota, Dothideomycetes, Mycosphaerellales, Teratosphaeriaceae. The transcript has a single exon. Bases 1 to 927 code for a protein of 308 amino acids.
AUGCCCCCAAGAGCAUCAACCCACCACCUCUCCAUCACCCCCAAACCCUACAAACCCUCCAACCUCUCCAUUCCCGUCUCGCCCUUCUCGCCCCGCCUCCCCAUCACCCCGCCCGUCCCGCCUCCAAAGCCCACGACAGCACCACUCGCGACCACCAGCACCAUCCUCCCCUCACAUACACGCCAUCACAACCAACCCCUCACCCCUCCCACCCAACCCCUCCACUGGCUCUGGCAAUGCCACAUCUGCCACCGCUGCUACCGCCUCGGCGUCACGCGACGCUGCCUAGACGACGGCCACGCCUUCUGCUCCGGCAGCACGGUGGUGAAGCGCAGCAAAACCCAACGCGGCAAAAAAGUCCUCAGACACAAAGCGUGUCAGAGCGAGUUUGAUUACCAGGGGUGGAAAGUUUGGGGCACGUGGAGGCGUGGGGGACGGCAGAGGGCGGCGCUUGGGGAGACGGAUGGAGCCAAGAAGAAAGAUUGUUGGGAUUCGUGCGAUUACCCUAGUGAGUGUCGGUGGGGGAGGCAGUUUGGGGUUGCGACGCCUUCGCCUGCGAGGGCGCAGUUGGUGCUGCCUUCCUCUUCGCCUGCUGUGCUUGGGGAUGAUGAGGAUGUCGCUAUGCGGGAUUUUGAGGCGGGGUUUGCGUUGCCUGUGCUUGAGGAGGAAGAAGAAGAAGAGCCUGCCGCGGGGUCGUGGGAGGAAACGAAGUUGCCUUCUGUGGAGGAGGUGGUUGAGAGUGUGCAGAGGAGGAAGCGCAGGAGUGCGGGUUUGACGGCGCCGAGUCCGUUGGCUUCGCAUCCGCUUUCGAAUACUGAGGAGGGUGGUGUUGUUGUUGUCGUUGACGAUGAGGAGGACUGUGCGGCGGCGCAGGCGCUACGUAGAGCGUUGGAUGCGUUUGAGCUGGACUUGGGGAAGAAGUUUUAG